Molecule: messenger RNA, 8902 nt
Organism: Ictalurus furcatus (blue catfish)
Lineage: Eukaryota; Metazoa; Chordata; Actinopteri; Siluriformes; Ictaluridae
Product: serine-rich adhesin for platelets
Exons: 44
Source: RefSeq, a predicted model, not a curated record
GUACCAACAACAGAACUGACCGGUAGCACUCUAUACACAACAGAGGCUAUAACAACCACACAGCCAACAACAGAAGAAACAACUGUAUCUACAACCACUGUAGCCCCAACCAGUACAACUCAGGAAGCAAGUACUACAGAGGAAACAACUACAGAUACAACUGCACUGACAACAGCACAAACAACAGAACUAACCACUAGGACAGAAUCAACUACACAGGCUACAACAACCACACAGCCAACAACAGAAGAAACAACUUCAUCUACAACAACUGUAGCCCCAACCAGUACUACUCAGGAACCAAGUACUACAGAGGAAACAACUACAGGUACAACUGCACUGACAACAGCACAAACAACAGAACUAACCACUAGAACAGAAUCAACUACACAGGCUACAACAAGCACAGAACCAACAACAGUUGAAACAACUGCAUCUACAACUAGUCCAGCUCCAACAACUACAACUGAGGAAGCAACAACAACAGAGGAAACAACCACUGCUACAACUGUACUGACAACAGUACCAACAACAGAACUGACCAGUAGCACUCUAUACACAACAGAGGCUAUAACAACCACACAGCCAACAACAGAAGAAACAACUGCAUCUACAGCCACUUUAGCCCCAACCAGUACAACUCAGGAACCAAGUACUACAGAGGAAACAACUACACAUACAACUGCACUGACAACAGCACAAACAACAGAACUAACCACUAGUACAGAAUCAACUACACAGGCUACAACAACCACACAGCCAACAACAGAACAAACAACUGCAUCUACAACUACUGUAGCCCCAACCAGUGCUACUCAGGAACCAAGUACUACAGAGGAAACAACCACAGCUACAACUGUACUGACAACAGUACCAACAACAGAACUGACCAGUAGCACUCUAUACACAACAGAGGCUAUAACAACCACACAGCCAACAACAGAAGAAACAACUGUAUCUACAACCACUGUAGCCCCAACCAGUACAACUCAGGAAGCAAGUACUACAGAGGAAACAACUACAGAUACAACUGCACAGACAACAGCACAAACAACAGAACUAACCACUAGUACAGAAUCAACUACACAGGCUACAACAACCACACAGCCAACAACAGAAGAAACAACUGCAUCUACAACAACUGUAGCCCCAACCAGUACUACUCAGGAACCAAGUACUACAGAGGAAACAACUACAGAUACAACUGCACUGACAACAGCACAAACAACAGAACUAACCACUAGAACAGAAUCAACUACACAGGCUACAACAAGCACAGAACCAACAACAGUUGAAACAACUGCAUCUACAACUACUCCAGCUCCAACAACUACAACUGAGGAAGCAACAACAACAGAGGAAACAACCACAGCUACAACUGUACUGACAACAGUACCAACAACAGAACUGACCGGUAGCACUCUAUACACAACAGAGGCUAUAACAACCACACAGCCAACAACAGAAGAAACAACUGUAUCUACAACCACUGUAGCCCCAACCAGUACAACUCAGGAAGCAAGUACUACAGAGGAAACAACUACAGAUACAACUGCACUGACAACAGCACAAACAACAGAACUAACCACUAGUACAGAAUCAACUACACAGGCUACAACAACCACACAGCCAACAACAGAACAAACAACUGCAUCUACAACAACUGUAGCCCCAACCAGUACUACUCAGGAACCAAGUACUACAGAGGAAACAACUACAGAUACAACUGCACUGACAACAGAACAAACAACAGAACUAACCACUAGAACAGAAUCAACUACACAGGCUACAACAAGCACAGAACCAACAACAGUUGAAACAACUGCAUCUACAACUAGUCCAGCUCCAACAACUACAACUGAGGAAGCAACAACAACAGAGGAAACAACCACAGCUACAACUGUACUGACAACAGUACCAACAGAACUGACCAGUAGCACUCUAUACACAACAGAGGCUAUAACAUCCACACAGCCAACAACAGAAGAAACAACUGCAUCUACAGCCACUGUAGCCCCAACCAGUACAACUCAGGAAGCAAGUACUACAGAGGAAACAACUACAGAUACAACUGCACUGACAACAGCACAAACAACAGAACUAACCACUAGUACAGAAUCAACUACACAGGCUACAACAACCACACAGCCAACAACAGUUGAAACAACUGCAUCUACAACUACUCCAGCUCCAUCAACUACAACUGAGGAAGCAAGUACUACAGAGGAAACAACUACAGAUACAACUGCACUGACAACAGCACAAACAACAGAACUAACCACUAGAACAGAAUCAACUACACAGGCUACAACAAGCACAGAACCAACAACAGUUGAAACAACUGCAUCUACAACUACUCCAGCUCCAACAACUACAACUGAGGAAGCAACAACAACAGAGGAAACAACCACAGCUACAACUGUACUGACAACAGUACCAACAACAGAACUGACCAGUAGCACUCUAUACACAACAGAGGCUAUAACAACCACACAGCCAACAACAGAAGAAACAACUGCAUCUACAGCCACUGUAGCCCCAACCAGUACUACUCAAGAACCAAGUACUACAGAGGAAACAACUACAGAUACAACUGCACUGACAACAGCACAAACAACAGAACUAACCACUAGAACAGAAUCAACUACACAGUCUACAAUGAGCAUGGGACCAAAAAGUGCAGACACAAUUACUCCUGCAAGUAGUACAACUUUAAUUACUACAGUUGAAACUUCAAUAUCUACAGAGGAACGUCCAACUACAUCACCCAGAACUGCAGAACCAAUAAGAACUACUACUGGGUCUACGACACAAUCUCCAACUUCUACAGCAACACCUUCAUUAAUACCUGAUUCAGCUGUGGUCCAGACCAGGAUGGUCUUCAGUUCCUCCUCUCCUGUUCCCAGUGAGAGUUUGGUCCUCUAUGCAAUCCAGACUCUUCUCAGUGCUCGACUCACAAACCUCUCUGACUCUGUAAAAGUGCUGAACUUCACCUAUGAGAAAAUUUCAGACACCUCCUAUGCAGUCAACUUCACAUUGAGCAUCAGUAACAUCAGCAUGUCUAAGAACCCUGACCUCAGGAACGACACCUACACCCAAGUGGAGAACAUCAUCAAUAACGCUCUAAACACGCUUCUAAAUGAACCUGGUGCAGAACCAAUCGAACCCCAGAGCUCUUUCUUCACGAGUUCAGGAAACCAGGUUAAUGGUGACAUGGAGUACUACUUCCAAGAUGGAGACACCAAAACACCAGCAGCCUUCCUGAAUGAGCUAACACCUGUGUCUGGUUCAGCUGUGGUUCAGUCCAGGAUGGUCUUCAAUACCUCCUCUCCUGUUCCCAGUGAGAGAUUGGUCCUCAGUGCGAUCCAGACUCUUCUCAGUGCGCGACUCACAAAUCUCUCCGACUCUGUAAAAGUGCUGAACUUCACCUAUGAGAGAAUUUCAGACACCUCCUAUGCAGUCAACUUCACAUUGAGCAUCAGUAACAUCAGCAUGUCUAAGAACCCUGACCUCAGGAACGACACCUACACCCAAGUGGAGAACAUCAUCAAUAACGCUCUAAACACGCUUCUAAAUGAACCUGGUGCAGAACCAAUCGAACCCCAGAGCUCUUUCUUCACGAGUUCAAGAAACCAGGUUAAUGGUGACAUGGAGUACUACUUCCAAGAUGGAGACACCAAAACACCAGCAGCCUUCCUGAAUGAGCUAACACCUGUGUCUGGUUCAGCUAUGGUUCAGACCAGGAUGGUCUUCAAUACCUCCUCUCCUGUUCCCAGUGAGAGAUUGAUCCUCAGUGCGUUCCAGACUCUUCUCAGUGCUCGACUCACAAACCUCUCUGACUCUGUAAAAGUGCUGAACUUCACCUAUGAGAGAAUUUCAGACACCUCCUAUGCAGUCAACUUCACAUUGAGCAUCAGUAACAUCAGCAUGUCUAAGAACCCUGACCUCAGGAACGACACCUACACCCAAGUGGAGAACAUCAUCAAUAACGCUCUAAACACGCUUCUAAAUGAACCUGGUGCAGAACCAAUCGAACCCCAGAGCUCUUUCUUCACGAGUUCAAGAAACCAGGUUAAUGGUGACAUGGAGUACUACUUCCAAGAUGGAGACACCAAAACACCAGCAGCCUUCCUGAAUGAGCUAACACCUGUGUCUGGUUCAGCUGUGGUUCAGACCAGGAUGGUCUUCAAUACCUCCUCUCCUGUUCCCAGUGAGAGAUUGGUCCUCAGUGCGUUCCAGACUCUUCUCAGUGCUCGACUCACAAACCUCUCUGACUCUGUAAAAGUGCUGAACUUCACCUAUGAGAGAAUUUCAGACACCUCCUAUGCAGUCAACUUCACAUUGAGCAUCAGUAACAUCAGCAUGUCUAAGAACCCUGACCUCAGGAACGACACCUACACCCAAGUGGAGAACAUCAUCAAUAACGCUCUAAACACGCUUCUAAAUGAACCUGGUGCAGAACCAAUCGAACCGCAGAGCUCUUUCUUCACGAGUUCAGGAAACCAGGUUAAUGGUGACAUGGAGUACUACUUCCAAGAUGGAGACACCAAAACACCAGCAGCCUUUCUGAAUGAGCUAACACCUGUGUCUGGUUCAGCUGUGGUUCAGACCAGGAUGGUCUUCAAUACCUCCUCUCCUGUUCCCAGUGAGAGAUUGGUCCUCAGUGCGUUCCAGACUCUUCUCAGUGCUCGACUCACAAACCUCUCUGACUCUGUAAAAGUGCUGAACUUCACCUAUGAGAGAAUUUCAGACACCUCCUAUGCAGUCAACUUCACAUUGAGCAUCAGUAACAUCAGCAUGUCUAAGAACCCUGACCUCAGGAACGACACCUACACCCAAGUGGAGAACAUCAUCAAUAACGCUCUAAACACGCUUCUAAAUGAACCUGGUGCAGAACCAAUCGAACCCCAGAGCUCUUUCUUCACGAGUUCAAGAAACCAGGUUAAUGGUGACAUGGAGUACUACUUCCAAGAUGGAGACACCAAAACACCAGCAGCCUUCCUGAAUGAGCUAACACCUGUGUCUGGUUCAGCUGUGGUUCAGACCAGGAUGGUCUUCAAUACCUCCUCUCCUGUUCCCAGUGAGAGAUUGGUCCUCAGUGCGUUCCAGACUCUUCUCAGUGCUCGACUCACAAACCUCUCUGACUCUGUAAAAGUGCUGAACUUCACCUAUGAGAGAAUUUCAGACACCUCCUAUGCAGUCAACUUCACAUUGAGCAUCAGUAACAUCAGCAUGUCUAAGAACCCUGACCUCAGGAACGACACCUACACCCAAGUGGAGAACAUCAUCAAUAACGCUCUAAACACGCUUCUAAAUGAACCUGGUGCAGAACCAAUCGAACCGCAGAGCUCUUUCUUCACGAGUUCAGGAAACCAGGUUAAUGGUGACAUGGAGUACUACUUCCAAGAUGGAGACACCAAAACACCAGCAGCCUUUCUGAAUGAGCUAACACCUGUGUCUGGUUCAGCUGUGGUUCAGACCAGGAUGGUCUUCAAUACCUCCUCUCCUGUUCCCAGUGAGAGAUUGGUCCUCAGUGCGUUCCAGACUCUUCUCAGUGCUCGACUCACAAACCUCUCUGACUCUGUAAAAGUGCUGAACUUCACCUAUGAGAGAAUUUCAGACACCUCCUAUGCAGUCAACUUCACAUUGAGCAUCAGUAACAUCAGCAUGUCUAAGAACCCUGACCUCAGGAACGACACCUACACCCAAGUGGAGAACAUCAUCAAUAACGCUCUAAACACGCUUCUAAAUGAACCUGGUGCAGAACCAAUCGAACCCCAGAGCUCUUUCUUCACGAGUUCAAGAAACCAGGUUAAUGGUGACAUGGAGUACUACUUCCAAGAUGGAGACACCAAAACACCAGCAGCCUUCCUGAAUGAGCUAACACCUGUGUCUGGUUCAGCUGUGGUUCAGACCAGGAUGGUCUUCAAUACCUCCUCUCCUGUUCCCAGUGAGAGAUUGGUCCUCAGUGCGUUCCAGACUCUUCUCAGUGCUCGACUCACAAACCUCUCUGACUCUGUAAAAGUGCUGAACUUCACCUAUGAGAGAAUUUCAGACACCUCCUAUGCAGUCAACUUCACAUUGAGCAUCAGUAACAUCAGCAUGUCUAAGAACCCUGACCUCAGGAACGACACCUACACCCAAGUGGAGAACAUCAUCAAUAACGCUCUAAACACGCUUCUAAAUGAACCUGGUGCAGAACCAAUCGAACCGCAGAGCUCUUUCUUCACGAGUUCAGGAAACCAGGUUAAUGGUGACAUGGAGUACUACUUCCAAGAUGGAGACACCAAAACACCAGCAGCCUUUCUGAAUGAGCUAACACCUGUGUCUGGUUCAGCUGUGGUUCAGACCAGGAUGGUCUUCAAUACCUCCUCUCCUGUUCCCAGUGAGAGAUUGGUCCUCAGUGCGUUCCAGACUCUUCUCAGUGCUCGACUCACAAACCUCUCUGACUCUCUAAACACGCUUCUAAAUGAACCUGGUGCAGAACCAAUCGAACCCCAGAGCUCUUUCUUCACGAGUUCAAGAAACCAGGUUAAUGGUGACAUGGAGUACUACUUCCAAGAUGGAGACACCAAAACACCAGCAGCCUUCCUGAAUGAGCUAACACCUGUGAGUUCAGGAAACCAGGUUAAUGGUGACAUGGAGUACUACUUCCAAGAUGGAGACACCAAAACACCAGCAGCCUUUCUGAAUGAGCUAACACCUGUGAGUUCAAGAAACCAGGUUAAUGGUGACAUGGAGUACUACUUCCAAGAUGGAGACACCAAAACACCAGCAGCCUUCCUGAAUGAGCUAACACCUGUGUCUGGUUCAGCUGUGGUUCAGACCAGGAUGCUCUUCAAUUCCUCCUGUCCUGUUCCCAGUGAGAGUUUGGUCCUCAGAGCAAUCCAGACUCUUCUCAGUGCUCAACUCACGAACCUCACUGACUCUGUAAACAGGCUGAACUUCACCUGUGAGAAAAUUUCAGACACCUCCUAUGCAGUCAUCUUCACAUUUAGCAUCAGUAACAUCAGCAUGUCUAAGAACCCUGUCCUCAGGAACGACACCUACACCCAAGUGGAGAACAUCAUCAAUAACGCUCUAAACACACUUCUAAAUGACGCUGGUGCAGAACCAUUCGAACCCCAGAGCUCUUUCUUCACGAGUUCAGGAAACCAGGUUAAUGGUGAUAUGGAUUACUACUUCCAAGAUGGAGACACCAAAACACCAGCAGCCUUCCUGAAUGAGCUAACACCUGUAUUUGGGAAUGUACUGAUACAUAUUCGUCUAGUUUUUAAGAACUUGACCAGAGUACCUAGUGAGGCUGAUGUUCUCAAUGCUGCUAAUGCUCUGCUGGACUCAAAGAUCAGAAGAGCACAAUGUCUUAUCACAGCAAACCAGCAACUCCAUUUCCAGGAAUGCACCGCCAACUAGAAACAUGGUCGAAGAUGACUACACUUCCCACGCACGCACGCACACGCGCACACACACACACACACACACACACACGCGCUUCACCUUCCCCAGAGUUCUAAUCACACACACCUGUUGCCAAUCUCACGCACACUCACGCCAUAGUAUAUGAGAGACUAUUUGGACACUUUGUAUUUGUGAAGUCUACGCUCAGUUUCCUAGUGUCUCUGUCUAUUCAAAGCCUUAUUGUUGUGUUUGUUUAAUCUGGUUUUGACUUUGUUCUCGUUAAUGACCUUGUCACUCCCCCUAGUCUUGUUUGGACUGUUCGCAUGAUCGCCUGACCUCUGCCUGUCUAUGGUUGUUGACUUCUGUCUUACCCUUUGGACUUGUUGUUUUUUUGAUUAAACUACCAAUCCUGCACUGUCUACACCUCCAUUUCAUGAUACACAAGCUCUUCUAACACAAAAACUGAGUGAUCCUGUGAGCAUACAGAAUGUCACUUUGUUACGCCCUCGCCGGCAGAUGGCACUGCGGCGCGGCUUCAGAGAGCGCGCGUGCACGGGACUGAACUCUAGUAUACGGACACGUGUCUUCCUGUUCCGGUAUUGGUUUAUGUUCAAGGGUGUCUCAUUAUUGGUUCCAGCUGUCUGUACUUAAGGGUGAUUAUGAUGGUUAUUUAAACUCCUCGUGUUGCUAUGCACUUCACACAGUAUUACCCGUAUACUUGAAAGUGAUAGUGAAUGCGUUACAUAUGCUAAGCUAAGUCUUAUUUCCACGUCCUGCUCUCGUUCCAUGCCUAGACUUUGGUUCCAUGUUUAACCUAGUUAAUCUUGUUCAGUAUAGACCGCAUUUCCUGUGUUUUGUCUGCUGCAUGAAAAUAAAGACGUUGAUCUGCACCUGCUUCUGCCUCUGCUACCGUUUCGUAACACACUUAUGAAAAAAUUGGCAAGAACUCCUACAUUAUAAGCUUUGCAUUUCAAAUCAGCAAUGUGACCAUCUCCAAGGACCUUCAGCUUAGGAACGGAACAUAUGAUUUUAUACAAAACACCCUCAACAGCCUGGUAAGUGUAAGCCAUUGUUCUCUUUCCCAAAACUAUUUUACACAGUAAAAUAAGAUUUAUUUUGACUAUGUUCAUUUAAACCUUAUUUUUACCCCCUUUUAUUAGCUGAACACUAUUCUGAAUGUGAAAGAUGCUCCUGCGUUUGUCUUUCCACAAGCAAACUACACGAAAGUGCCCUCUUUUCACGAGUUUCUCUGAAACACUUUACUUUGCAUAUUGAAAUCUCCAUAUAUCACAUCCCCUUCACAGACAUAUAAACUUGUACCUGACUACAACAGGUACACCACUUACAAUACCACCUACCCAGGGGCAGUGAUGGCUCAGUGGUUAAGGCUGUGGUUUAUUGAUCAGAACAUGUUCCUUAACUUUAUACUCAACUGCGUCUCUUGGGUAGAAAGGAAUGCAUGGUUGCUUUAGCAUGUUUACCUUCAUCUUGGAAAGAUACAUGC